Messenger RNA from Paramecium primaurelia, 534 nucleotides. The record is from the annotation of a GenBank genome assembly. NCBI's taxonomy places the organism in Eukaryota, Ciliophora, Oligohymenophorea, Peniculida, Parameciidae.
AUGAAUUAAAGGAUUAGAAAUCAAACCUAAUCUUAAAAAAGUGAUGCAAUUUUUGAAACUGACAUUGAUUCAUAACUUAAACGAUUGAGGCUUAGAAAUUCAAAAUAUGUCUCUGCAGUUAAUGGAAUAGGAUUCUAAGAUCUUCUUACUAAAAUCUCUGAAAAUAUUCCUCAAUCUGUACAUGAAGAAUAUUAAGAAACAAAAAAGGAAGUUCUAAAAUUAUAAUCAAUUGUAUUCUACAUGAAAAUAUGGGUAUUUUUCCGUUAUCAUUAAUUAUACCUAACGAAGAGAAUUUUUUUGUUUAUUGAAUUAAAUAUCAGAACUUCUUAAUCUUAAAAAUUUGUACUUUCAUCUAAUCUUUUUUAUAAAAUUUAUUGUGCAAAUACUACAAGAUCUACCUUGAGAUUUUCUAAUGUUAUUGUUCAAUUAAUUGAUUUAUUAGGAGCAUUUAGGGAAGUAAAUUUAGAACUUGUUUAGGAAAUUGUAAAAUAAGAUAGAGGUUUAAUCAUAGUUUUAUAUAAUGGAAUAUAUUGA